Messenger RNA from Orbilia oligospora ATCC 24927, 1716 nucleotides. RefSeq lists its product as uncharacterized. The record is from RefSeq and is a predicted model, not a curated record. Lineage: Eukaryota; Fungi; Ascomycota; Orbiliomycetes; Orbiliales; Orbiliaceae. The transcript is spliced from 5 exons. Bases 1 to 1716 code for a protein of 571 amino acids.
AUGGUUUCCAUUUCCUCUUUUGCUCGAUGCCUUUGGGUCAUCCCGGUGCUUGCUGGUUACGUGUCUGCUACUCACCCUAAGACCGUAACUAUCACUGAGGUUACGCCGUAUUACCACACAGUGACGGUUACCACUACAAGCUGUUAUACUAAGACCGUUGAGGGACAACCGACGACUAUCACUGAGACAUAUAUCUCUACCUCAAUUUCGGUUUCCUACUGCACUGUCACCCAUACUGCCACAAACACUGAGACCGUCCAGGUCCCGGGACCUACGGAGACCGUCGUUGAUACCGAGACUAUUGUCAACACCGAGACCCUCGUCAACACUGAGACUAUUGUCAAUACUGAGACUAUCGUCAAUACUGAGACUAUUGUUGGACCAACAGAGACUGUCGUCGGACCCACGGAAACUGUUGUUGGGCCGACUGAAACCGUUGUUAACACAGAGACAGUUGUGAACACGGAAACAAUCGAGGAGACCGUCACCCUCCCGGGAGCUACCGAGACCGUCAAGCUCCCAGGAGAAACUGUUACCCUUCCAGGAGAGACUGAGACUGUCAAACUUCCCGGAGAAACUAUCACUCUCCCAGGUGGUACUGAGACAAUUUCAAUUGAGGGCCCAACUCAGACAAUCUACAAGAAGAAGACUAAGACAAUAACUGAGGCUGGUGAAGUCAAGACCAUCACUGAAGCUGGUGAAGUUAAGACUAUCACUGAAGCUGGCGAAGUUAAGACUAUCACUGAAGGUGGCGCCACUGUUACUUGCACUGAGACCCAAAUUGUUCCUACAACUGUCUACAUCAAGAAGUACAGGACCACUACUCUCUACCAGCCCGUCACUACCACCUGCUACGAAACCAAGACCAUCACCACCACUGACUAUAACAACGUUGUCAAGACUAUCACCACCGAGGUCCCAGUCCCAACAACUAUCUACUCCAACGUCUAUGGUGUUCAGACCGAAUACGUCCCCACCACAAUCUGGAAGAAGAAGUACGAGGUUCAGACCAUCACCCUUCCAGGAGCAACCCACUACAUCACAGAGAUUGAGGGCGAGACUAAAUACAUCCACAAGACUGCAUACAUCACUGUUGAGGAGGUCUACACCGCUACGGUCACCGACUACGAAAAGAUCUACAAGACUGUUACCGAGGUCGACACCAUCACCAACUAUCAGACUAUCUGCAAGACUAUCACCGAGGUCACUCCUGUUACUUACACUGACGUUCGCGGUUAUACCGUCACCGACGUCGAGACUAAGGUCCACACGAUUACCGAGUCAUCUGCCUACCCAGUCUACCACACCAAAGUCCACACCGUCGUUGAGCAGUCCCCUUACCCGGUCUACGAAACAAAGGUCCACACGGUCGUCCAGCCGUCUCCAUACCCAGUCUAUGAGAAAAUCUACAAGACUGUCACUGAGGAGAAACCAGUCACCUAUACCGACGUUCGUGGAUACACUGUCACUAGUGUUGAGACUGCCGUUAAGACCGUGAUUGAGGAAAAGCCAUACCCAUCUCCGGUUCCAUACACCGUCACUCAACCAUCUCCAUACCCAGUCCCACAGGAGACUACUCCUACAACCACCCCUACAUACAUUGCACCAUCCGUUACUUACACCCCUCCACCAGCCUAUACUGGUGCCGCAAACAAGCUUUCCAGUGCCCCGGGAGCCUUUGCUGCUAUCGCUAUCGCUUUGGUAGCCCUCUUCUGA